Messenger RNA from Schizosaccharomyces octosporus yFS286, 1275 nucleotides. Its product is annotated as hydroxyacid dehydrogenase. NCBI's taxonomy places the organism in Eukaryota, Fungi, Ascomycota, Schizosaccharomycetes, Schizosaccharomycetales, Schizosaccharomycetaceae. Gene Ontology annotation, molecular function: glyoxylate reductase (NADPH) activity; hydroxypyruvate reductase [NAD(P)H] activity; NAD binding. Bases 46 to 1050 code for a protein of 334 amino acids. The transcript is spliced from 3 exons. The record is from RefSeq and is a predicted model, not a curated record. Gene Ontology annotation, cellular component: cytosol.
GUUAUAUCCCAUCGAUAAUUUGGUUGUUCUCUCAUAACAUUCAUUAUGCCAUCCUCAUCUAUAAAACCUUCCGUUCUUUUAAUCGGUUCUUUACGACACGCGCCUGAAGAGUGGAAAGCUCUUGGCGAACAUGCUAACUUAAAGGUAUUCUGCGAUGAAAGUCGUGAAGAGUUUUUUAGAAAAUGCAAAACUGAGUUUCAAGACGUUAAGGGAAUCAUUCGUACUUUCGAAACUAAGUUUUUCAUGGGUAUAUUUGACGAAGAAGUUAUUGAGCACCUUCCUUCUUCUGUUAAAUUCAUCUGCCACGUCGGUGCUGGUUACGAAACUGUGGAUGUUGAUGCUUGUACGAAACGUGGAAUCCGGGUCGCAAACUGUCCUGUCGCUGUAGACGAUGCAACGGCCGAUACAGGUAUUUUUUUGAUGCUUGGCGCGUUCCGUCGCUUCAACCAAGGACUCUUUAGCUUACGUGAAAAGCGCUGGAGAAAUGACUGUCGCCUACCUUCUCACGAUCCUGAAGGAAAGACCCUUGGUAUCCUCGGCAUGGGUGGUAUCGGCAGAACAGUAGCAAAGCGCGCUCGUGCAUUCGACAUGAAUAUCAUCUAUCAUAACCGUCAUCAACUCGAUGAAAAAGACGCUGGCGGUGCUAAAUAUGUCCAAUUUGAUGAGCUUUUGGCUCAGUCAGACGUCUUGUAUUUGAGCUUGCCCUUGAACAAGCACACACAUCACAUCAUCGGCAAAGAAGAGUUCAAAAAGAUGAAGCGCGGCAUUAUCAUCGUCAAUACUGCCCGUGGUCCCGUAAUGGAUGAGGAUGCUCUUGUCGAGGGCUUGAAAGAAGGUAUUGUGUAUUCUGCCGGACUUGAUGUGUAUGAGCAUGAACCUCAAGUUCAUCCUGGUCUUAUGGAAAACCCAAAUGUGAUUCUUCUUCCUCAUUUGGGUACCAAUUCUUUGGAAACUCAGCACAAGAUGGAAGCUUUUAGCCUUGAAAACUUGAAGAGUGGUGUCUUAAACGACAAGCUUAUUAGUCCUGUUCCUGAACAGAGAAAUAUGUAACUGUAAGAAUCAUGAAUGAUUCUACGAGGAACUUAAUUUUUCUAAAAUCUAUUUGCUGCUUUUCUUGCUUACGUAUAUUUACUACCCCUUAAAUUUUACCCUAGACAUGACUUUCACAGUAAUGAAUUCUGUUUGCCGUCAUAGACUAUUGAUGUUAUUUCAUUUAUAAACUGAGCCAACCAUCACCCGUCGGUUAUACCAGACCCAAAAAAUCCUUCCCAACAG